This is a messenger RNA of Trichoderma virens Gv29-8, 456 nucleotides long. RefSeq lists its product as uncharacterized. The transcript has a single exon. Lineage: Eukaryota; Fungi; Ascomycota; Sordariomycetes; Hypocreales; Hypocreaceae. Bases 1 to 456 code for a protein of 151 amino acids. The record is from RefSeq and is a predicted model, not a curated record.
AUGGCAGAUAUUGCUGACCGCACCACUUUAGAGACUAUGAGCGUCUCUGAGAACCCAAACUUUCUCGAAAGAGGACAGAGUGGUUUGUCUGCAAACAGAGAAAAUUUUCAAAAUCACCAAGAAGGUCAAAAUCAGGAGCUGUCCAUUUCUAAUGAGCAAUGGGAUUGGGAAACAGAUUCAGAUAAUCCAUACAAUUGGCCUGCCAGUAGAAAAGCAUGGCAGAUUGCCAUCGUUUCCACUAUGGCAUUCACAGCUGUUCCCCAAUCUAGAGAGGAGAGUAGGAUAUCUAAUAUUCUAACCAGAUCAUUUGGCACCUCGGUAAUGACUGCGGCUCCGGAGCAACUCAUUGAAGAAUUCGGUUUCUUUGCCAUGGCUCUUUUGCCAGUUCCGUGGAAAUUUUUCAAAUUUGGAAAGGCUAUCAGGUUAAGAAGUCGAUAUGAAGCCUCCAAGUUCUAA